Messenger RNA from Perognathus longimembris pacificus (Pacific pocket mouse), 1617 nucleotides. It is a transcript of the gene Spns3, whose product is annotated as sphingolipid transporter 3 (putative). Gene Ontology annotation, biological process: transmembrane transport. Lineage: Eukaryota; Metazoa; Chordata; Mammalia; Rodentia; Heteromyidae. Gene Ontology annotation, molecular function: transmembrane transporter activity. The record is from RefSeq and is a predicted model, not a curated record. Gene Ontology annotation, cellular component: membrane.
AUGUCUGCAGAGUGCCCAGAUGCUGGGAUACCAGGGCCGCAGGGCCAGUCCUUGGGGCCGGGUGGGCUCUAUGGGGCUCUGGCUUCAGGUCGCUGUUCCUUGGCGCCCACCCCCACACCCUGGAGUUUGUCCCGCUGGAGAGCCUGUGUGGCCGCUGUGGUUCUCUGUUACAUCAACCUCCUCAACUACAUGAGCUGGUUCAUCGUGGCAGGAAUACUGCUGGAGGUGCAGAAGACUUUUCACAUCAGUGACAGAGAUGCUGGUUUGCUGCAGACAGUCUUUAUCAGCUGCCUGCUGGUGUCUGCGCCUGUGUUUGGCUACCUGGGUGACCGGCACAGCCGCAAGGCCAUGCUGUGCUUCGGGAUCCUGCUCUGGUCAGGGGCUGGCCUCUCUGGCUCCUUUAUUCCCUCUGAGCAUUCCUGGCUCUUCUUCCUGUCCCGUGGAGCUGUGGGCAUGGGCAUAGUGAGCUACUCCACCAUCGCGCCCACUGUCCUGGGUGACCUCUUCGUGCAGGACCAGAGGACUCACAUACUGGCCAUUUUCUACAUCUUCAUACCUGUUGGAAGUGGUCUGGGCUACAUGCUGGGGUCAGCUGUGUCAGAGCUGAGGGGGAGCUGGCCCUGGGCCCUCCGGAUCAUGCCUUGCUUGGAGGCCGUGGCCUUGGUUCUGCUGGUCCUGCUGGUUCCUGACCCACCUCAAGGAGCUGCUGAGGGGAAGGAGGAGGUGCCAGCAGGGGUCCCAAGGAACAGCUGGUGUGAGGACAUCAGAUAUCUAGGGAGAAACUGGAGUUUCGUGUGGUCCACACUUGGAGUGACAACCAUGGCUUUUGUGACUGGAGCCCUGGGCUUCUGGGCACCCAAGUUCCUGUUUGAGGCCCAUGUGGUUCACGGCCUGCAGCUUCCCUGCUUCCAGGAGCCAUGUGGCAGCUGGGACAGCCUGAUUUUUGGGGUACUUACUGUUGUGACUGGCAUCAUUGGAGUCAUUCUGGGUGCAGAGGCUUCCAGAAGGUACAAGAAAGUGAGCCCUAGAGCUGGACCUCUGGUCUGUGCCUCCAGCCUGCUCGCCACAGGCCCCUGUCUCUACUUGGCUCUGGUCCUGGCCCCGACCACACUUCCAGCCUCUUAUGUGUUCUUGGCCAUUGGGGAGCUGCUUCUGUCCUGAAACAGAGCAGUGGUUACUGACAUCCUGCUGUCUGUGGUGGUACCCAGGUGCUGAGGGACAGCAGAGGCGCUUCAGAUCACAGUAGGCCAUGUCCUGGGAGAUGCUAGCAGCCCCUACCUCACUGGACUUAUCUCUAGUGCCCUGAGGGCCACACGCCCUGACUCCUACCUGCGGCUCCUCAGCCUGCAGCAGAGCUCUCUGUGCUGUGCCUUCGCCAUUGUCCUGGGCGGUGGCUGCUUCUUUCUGACUGCCAUGUACCAGGAGAGAGACCAAGCCCAGGUUCAGGCCCAGCAGUCUGCUACAGGGAUACUGGACAACAAGGACCCAGAGAGCCAUGGCCUGCCUUCUGGGGCCAGCACCUCCACAAAGGAGCCUAAGGACCCCGCCCUGCAGACAGGAAGCCCUCUGCUGCUUGUUCCCCUUCGGAUGGCUCCACAACAGCAGCACCUUGGCUGA